Messenger RNA from Stereum hirsutum FP-91666 SS1, 3518 nucleotides. Its product is annotated as acetyl-CoA synthetase-like protein. The coding region runs from base 218 to 2032 and encodes 604 amino acids. Lineage: Eukaryota; Fungi; Basidiomycota; Agaricomycetes; Russulales; Stereaceae. Gene Ontology annotation, molecular function: CoA-ligase activity. The transcript is spliced from 22 exons. The record is from RefSeq and is a predicted model, not a curated record. Gene Ontology annotation, biological process: secondary metabolic process.
ACAUCACAAUCAUAUCCUCGCGAUUCUGCGAUCACGGCCUGAUCGAAAUAAGCAGGGGCCGUCAAAGAUCUCCACCCGGUGUUUCUACUGGAUGAUGCAUCAUUUCUCCUUGCAGUGCUAGUACAGGCCAAGCAUACACCUUCUUCCGAUAAUCAUCUCAAGGUCCACCUGUUCAGACUCCAGCUCAUUCUCGAGCAUCCCUCUCCCGAGUAUCACAAUGAUCACGACAGAAACAGCUACCCAGGAUGGCUCAGACGGCAUAUACUGCAGAGAACGCAACUUCAACAUACCUGAGGAUAUUACUUUGCCGCAGUUCAUGUUCGAUCAUAACCACCCUUCGCAACUGCACCACCCGCCUCACCAUCCAUGGCUAAUCGAUUCUGUGUCUGGUCGUAUGUUCUCGGCACGAGAGCUCCAAGACCGUAUUUGGGCUGUAGUGAACGCGUUAAACGUACGAUUUGACUUAGACAAUGUGGUUGACCCUAUAGUCGGAAUCAUCAGUGCAAACCAUGUCGAUUAUCCUCUCAUUGUCUGGGCCUCUCACAGAGCUGGCGCAUCGGUGUUCGUCACGAAUCCAGCUUUCAAGACCGAAGAAUUACUUCCGCAACUCCGCGAAGCCAGACCUCACGUCCUAUUCGUGCACCAGGAAUCACUUUCGAACGUCCGUGAAGCCUGCCUCGGAUGCGAUCUCUCACUUGAUUCUAUCAUCCUCUUCGACCCGCCCAACAACGCCUUCUGUCCUCGAAGUACAGAGAACCCGAAGACGGUCGAAGAUCUCAUCCAGUUUGGCCUAAAACACGAGAAAUGCCACCAAUUUAAGGAACGGAAACUCUGUAAAGGGGAGGGACUCAAAAAGAUGGCGUUCUUGUUCCCUUCAAGUGGAACUACGGGGAUUCCGAAGUUGAUUCAAUUGUCGCAUUAUGCUUUUAUCGCAAAUGUGUUGCAGGCUGUGGUUCAUGAUGCUGGAUCGGCGAGUAAUCCUAUACCAUUUGAGCGCCGGCGACAUCACCCUGGAGAUGUCACUUGUGCUCCUCUUCCCUUCUUUCAUGUCCUUGGUCUUUUGAUCAAUCUUCACUACCAGUUAUUCUUCGGAAUGACCGUUGUGGUCGUUCCCAAGUUUCACACUCAAGACUUCCUUCGAACGAUUCAGGAGUAUUCCGUCACCCACCUAACACUUGUCCCACCCAUGAUCGUCCUCUUCACAAAGUACCUUGCCCCGAACGCCCGAGAACUUCGGACUGUCAAGGUGGCGUACGUCGGUGGCGCCCCUCUCGACAACGCUCUUGUCACUCGUCUUUCUGCUCUGAUACCCAAUGCCGUCAUUGGGCAAAUGUACGGCAUGACCGAAGGAGGUGCCAUGACGGGUCCCUCUCUAGACACUAAAAUUCCCGCCCUGAGUGCUCCAGAGUCGGGAAUCAGAUCCGCAAGCGUAGGAAAGAUGUUUCCUGGAAAUGAGUGGAAGGUGAUUAAGAUAGACGGCUCACUGGCGAGGAGGGGGGAGAAGGGCGAGCUCUGGGUGAGGACGCCGGCGAUGGCAAGUGGGUAUAGGAACAACGUAGAUGCAUCAUCAGAUACGUUCGUGGAUGGUUGGCUUCGCACAGGCGAUGAAGUCUUCUUCGACCAGAAUGAUGAGAUGUUCCACGUCCAACGUCUCAAGGACUUUAUGAAAGUCAAAGGCUUCCGCGUCAAUCCCAUCGAGAUCGAGGGACACUUGCUUGAACACCCCGAUAUCCUCGACUGUUGUGUCGUACCCGUCCCCGACGAAUUCAGCUACGAGCUCCCGAAGGCGUUCGUGGUAUUGACGGAAGAGGCGAAAGAAAAGUUGCGAGUGGUGCGAUCCGGCUCGAACGAUGGGCAGGCCGCUGAGGACGCGUUGAAGGAUAAACUGAUACAGUACGUUGCGGACCACAAGAUUGCAUACAAGCAUCUCGCUGGAGGCGUCGAGUUCUGCGACGAAAUACCGAAGACGUCUUCAGGGAAACUCCUUCGCCGGGUGUUGCGCGACAGGCCCACGGAAAAAGUCCCGACUUAGACACAGUCCUACUGAUGCUCGAGCGUGUAGAAGUAGGCAAUCUAACUUGUGGGCAGACGUAGUAGCUCUUCAGUGGAAAGAGAUCGCAGAGCGAACACUGAGAUAAAAUGCAAAUAUGAUUCUACUGCAUCCCUCGAGCGAUCUAGGAGUAAAAUAUGUACAAAUCUAGUCUAUGGUCUCACCUUGUGUCUACGAAUCUAUGAUCUAUUUUUGCCGUUUCCUCUCCUCCCGUUCCUCCGCCCUCUUCCGCCAUGAGUCACCCUUAUACAAAACUACCAGCAGUAAGAGUUCCAGUACGACAAUGAGGCCGGCCCAAAGUGUAUACAGUCCCCCAUCCCCGAUCGCAUCCUGUAUGGGAACGACGAUCUCUGCAAACACGAAUGCGCACGACCCACGAAAAGCGCUGUUGGUGGCCACUGCAGAGCCAGAGCGACCAACAUUGGCGUCCACGAUGUAGGAAAGGGUGCUCAUGUAUAUCCAUAUUGAGAAGAAACCGAUGAAGAACAACGCCACACAUAUAGAGGCUAUGUGAAUACGCUCCUCAGCGAGCCAAGCAUAGGCGAGGACACAAGGAGGAAGAAGAAACAUGGCUGGUAUCGUGCUUCGAAUGCGGACCUCAGGUGGCACCUGGCCUCCGUGCUCGAUGCUGGGCUUCCACUGUCGGAGAACAUGAUCGGACCACCGCCCUCCGAGGACACUACCGAGUAUGUUUCCGACACCGUACGGAAUGAGAACAAGCCCAGUUUGAAGAGCAUUGUACUUGUACACGUUUGAUAGCGUUAGAGCGCAGGUAUAUGAAAUAGAGUACGCAAAGCCAUAGUCCAGACCAGAAGCAAUCAACACGAUGAGGUUAUUCCAUCUUGAGAGCACGGAAAGUAGAGGUGGUAUUGGGUUUACGUCCCGGAUCGAGAGUUUGACUUCGCCGACAUCCAGCGUGACUGUAGAUGAAUAGGCAGGCGAGGGCACCGGGUGAGGACUCGAUGUCGAAGGGACGUCCAAUGGCAAAGACGGAAGCGCCCCUAUGUUGGAUAGAUCCUUGCUUUUCGGCUCGCCGGCACCAACUACGGUUUUGUCGUCCUUCUCGCACACCUCGACGACGUUUCUUUCCCUCUCACGCUCCAUUUCGCUAAUCACUCUCCCCAAUGCCACUUGAUACGCCACGCUUCGCUCUUUCCUGAAAGUGUCUCUGAAUGCACCUACAAAAACUAAUAGACAACCACCCAUAAAUAUCGUCAAGAACCAGAACGUGGCUCUCCACGAGAAGUACUGGGUGAGCAGUCCGCCGAUAAUCGGGCCUAGUGCUGGGCCUAGGAGAGGUGCAGAGACGUAUACCCCCAUCAUUGUGCCGCGAACAGAGGGCUCAUAGAUGUCGGCAAGGGUGGCCAAUGGCUUGUGCACAUCGCAUGCCUAUCAGCACACCUAUCGACCGAGCUUCUGCUGCCACAAUGCAGCCGACGAAGCCAAUAGAGACUGAUAUUAUGUAUAC